AUGGACGAAAAAUACAUCGACGAUGAUGCCCAGCUGGCUCAGAUGGGCCACAAGUCUGAGCUGAAGCGGCACUUCUCAUUGCUGUCGAUGCUGGGUCUUGCUUUCGCCAUUCUCAACUCAUGGACCGCGCUAUCAGCCAGUCUGUCUCUCAGUCUACCCUCCGGAGGUAGCGCCAGUGUUGUUUGGGGCCUGGUGACUGCUGGUAUUUGCAAUUUGUGCAUGGCCGCUUCUCUUGCCGAGUUCCUUUCAGCCUAUCCUACUGCUGGAGGCCAAUACCACUGGGUUGCUGUUAUUUCUUGGGAGCGUUGGAUGCCAAUUCUAUCCUGGAUCACGGGAUGGGUUAACUGCUCUGGCUGGGUUGCCCUGGUGGCUACCGGAGGCUUGCUCGGCAGCCAGCUGGUUCUGGGAGUCAUUUCACUGAUGAACCCGGACUACGAGGCCCAGCGCUGGCACCAGUUCUUGAUUUAUGUUGCCUACAAUCUCGCCGGUUUCGCGAUCAACGGUCUCAUGAACAGAAUCCUCCCUCACUUCAACAAGGCUGCCUUUAUCUGGUCGCUUACUGGAUUUGCCGUUAUUUGCAUUACUGUUCUCGCGUGUGCUGCGCCGAACUAUAACUCGGGAGACUUCGUCUUCCGCGAGUUCCUAAACGAGACUGGCUGGCCUGAUGGUAUUGCCUGGUUGCUCGGACUGCUGCAAGGUGGUCUUGGUGUGACUGGUUUCGAUGGCGUCGCCCAUAUGAUUGAGGAAAUCCCCAACCCUUCGGUGGAAGGUCCCAAGAUUAUGAUUGCCUGUGUUGGUAUUGGUACCGUGACUGGAACUAUCUUCCUCGUCGUUCUGCUCUUCGUCGCGGGCAACAUCAACGAUAUUAUCGAGUCUUCGGCCGGUCCUCUCCUGGCUAUCCUGAAGAACGCCACCCAAAACAACGCUGGUGCUAUCUGCCUGUUGAUCUUCCCUCUCGUCUGCAUGCUGUUUGCGACAACCGCUAUCAUGACGACUAGUAGUCGUAUGUGCUACGCAUUUGCCCGAGAUGGCGGCCUUCCAUUCUCGCGCUUCUUCUCAAAGGUGCACCCCAAGUUGAAGGUGCCUUUGAACUCGCUCAUCCUCAACCUGGCUCUUGUUAUCGUUUUUGGCCUCAUUUUCCUGGGCUCCAGCAGUGCCUUCAAUGCCAUUGUGUCUUCGUCCGUCGUCUUGCUGGACCUUGCCUAUGGUAUUCCCAUCGCCAUCAACUGCAUCCGUGGACGCAACACCCUUCCCGAGCGGGCCUUUGUUCUUCCCAACUGGUUUGGCUGGAUUUUGAACAUUAUCUCGCUCGUCAACAUGAACUACUGUGUUGCCGCCUUCGGCAUUGUCUUCGUCAUUUCGACCAUUACCUGGAUCGUCGAUGGCCGUAAGAACUAUGUCGGACCCCGAAUCGAGGUGGAAGUGCUCUCUGGACAGGCUGGUGAAAAUGCGGAUCACGCACCAAUCCCCAUGGUCGAACAGAAGGCUUAG
Penicillium subrubescens is the source of this 1491-nucleotide messenger RNA. RefSeq names its product GABA permease GabA. Gene Ontology annotation, biological process: transmembrane transport. The transcript is spliced from 17 exons. Lineage: Eukaryota; Fungi; Ascomycota; Eurotiomycetes; Eurotiales; Aspergillaceae. Gene Ontology annotation, molecular function: transmembrane transporter activity. The coding region runs from base 1 to 1491 and encodes 496 amino acids. The record is from RefSeq and is a predicted model, not a curated record. Gene Ontology annotation, cellular component: membrane.